AUGGGGUGUGGUGGCAAGGACGACAAGAAGAAGAACAACAAGGGUGCUGGUGGCCGGGCGCAUGUGAAGGGAGAUGUGCUGCCUGGCCGUGCAGAGCUGCCGUCGCAGCGAAAGCACAUUGGAUCGCUCAACCCGAUGCCGGCCACCCCUGAGCUGUGGCUGGAGGAGAAGCGGCAGCGCGAUGAGCAGGAGGCAGGCGUGCCACCGCACCUGUGGUUGAUCCACGGCAAGCUGUACGACCUCACGGGCUUCAUGGACAAGCACCCUGGUGGACCGGAGUGGCUUGAGUUUGUGCGCGGCAUGGACUGCACGCUUGAGUUUGAGACGCACCAUCUCGACGACGCCAAGGUGCAGCGGCUGCUGGCCAAGUACUACGUCAGGGACGCCGACCCAGACCGCAUCCGUCGCGUGCAGGCGUUCACGUUCAAGUAUGACGGCUUCUACAAGACCUUCAAGCGACGUGCACUGCCUGUGAUCCGUCAGCAUGGGGGCACCCACGGCGGCCGUAAGAUGGAGCUUGCAUCUGCGUUUGCCAUCCUCGUGUGGACCCUCUCCUAUACGGCCACCUGCAUCACUGGCUCCUUGUUCCUCGCGGCACUCUCAGGUGUGUUCUUGUUGGCCAUGUUUGGUGUUGGACACAACUACUUUCACCAGCGCAACCACCCGUUUCGCUACGCCAUGGACCUUACGUUUGCCGGACACCAUCAGUGGCGCAUUUCCCACGCCAUCAGCCACCACGGACACGCCAAUCUGGACAUUGACAUCGAGCUGAGCCAGCUUGAGCCGCUGUCGACGUUCCUGCGCUCCCAGCCCCGCUUCGGCCCCUGGAUCUAUCUCGCCGCCGUCCCGUACUAUCUUGUAGCCGCUCCAAUUGACAUUGCACGGACGUGGAUUGGGCUCAUCACGGGCGCAGCGUCGCGCCGCCCAGAGCAGAUCAUCCGCAUCGCACAGCUGGUGAUCCUUAUGGCGUGCCAAGGACCGCUGUGGGGCCUGCUGCUGUUUGAUGUCAUGCACACCUUUGGUGCUCUUGGCCUCUUCGUCGCCUCCUUUCCCGUCCACCGCACGGAGUACGCCUGGUCCGAUGGCUGCCAGUCCGUCGACCCAGACAAACCAGACUUUGGAGAACACAUUGUCGCUGUGUCGCACGAUUACGGGCUGGACCUCGGGCUGCUCGGGCAGAUUUUUCUUGCCGGGUCGUUCAACAACCACAUCAUCCACCACCUGCUGCCCACGCUUGAUCUCUCCAAGCAGCGCCUCCUCCUCCCGCUCCUCGAUGACCUCUGCGCCGAAUUCAAGCUUCGUCGGCACAAGCGGUCGUUUCUGGAGCUGUUUGGGUCGUACGUGCGCGCGAUGCACGUGACAAAGGAGCAGGGCCUCAAGUACCAUCCAGACGGACACCAACAUGCUGGACGAAAUGGCGCCAGUCACAAGAAGACAAACUAG
This is a messenger RNA of Salpingoeca rosetta, 1443 nucleotides long. Its product is annotated as cytochrome b5. The record is from RefSeq and is a predicted model, not a curated record. Gene Ontology annotation, molecular function: heme binding. The transcript is spliced from 7 exons. Bases 1 to 1443 code for a protein of 480 amino acids. Gene Ontology annotation, biological process: lipid metabolic process. Gene Ontology annotation, cellular component: mitochondrion. NCBI's taxonomy places the organism in Eukaryota, Choanoflagellata, Craspedida, Salpingoecidae.